Molecule: messenger RNA, 2449 nt
Organism: Didymella exigua CBS 183.55
Lineage: Eukaryota; Fungi; Ascomycota; Dothideomycetes; Pleosporales; Didymellaceae
Exons: 2
Coding region: 50-1969 (639 amino acids)
Source: RefSeq, a predicted model, not a curated record
CGCGUCGAACAACCCUGCCUCCCCUGCUGCCCUUCAAAUUCUACCAGCAAUGGCCGAGACUUGCAUAGUCUGCCUCGGCGAUCUCGUCCACCCAGACGAAGGUCCUCCCACCACUGAGCUGCCAUCCGCAACUGACGAGCUUCCGGAUGGGGUUGAUGCCAAUUCUGGUAACCCUGAUACGUUCACCACAACAGCUUCAGAACGACCAAAAGAUGAUGAGAUGGUUGCACACCUUCUGCCAUGCGGUCACAACUUACACAACGAAUGUCUCAAACCUUGGGUUGAGAGAGCUAAUAGCUGUCCGAUAUGCCGAGCCAGCUUCAACAUGGUCGAGCUCAGUGCGCGUGUAGGAGGUCCUAAACUAUCUGAAUAUGCUGUCAGGGACAAGCAGCAAGUCGCCGAUAUCGACCCUUCCAUGAUCGUCGACGAGGACUACGCACUUGAAGAUGACGGUAGCUAUGACGCAUGCAUGGUAUGUGAUGAGUUCGGCGAUGCGUCGCACCUCAUGUUCUGCCACAGCUGCGAGCAACUUUGCCACGUUUUCUGUGCUGGUCUUGACGAGAUGCCAACACGGGGCGCCUGGUAUUGUCAAGGCUGCAUGGAGAACCCGGCGCUUCUACAGGCGGCGACUCGCCGUCGUACCAAUCCCCGAGGUCCAGCAGCAUGGAUCAACGGGCGGAGCCGCGUGCCUCGACACAACCGCGCUCCUGAUGAAUGGGUUGGAGUGUGGCAGAGCGUCUGGAACCGACUCCAAUGGGACAUUGACUUCCCAUUCGAAGAUGAAGAGCAGUCAGAGAACCAGUCUGAGGUCCUCAGACGGGAGGCACACGAAUGGGAGCGACGCUUCGAGCUUGCUCGCCAAAUGGGUGCAGGAACUCGAUUUCGUGCUGCCGCCGACAACAUUCACUCGCGUCGUCGAGGCUCGAAUCGAUCCGCACGACCAACGAACCGCGCACUUCAUCGCGAACCACCUAAGACACCGCGCGAUCCUGAAUCCCAGGAGGAAAUAAGUGCAUGGAACCAGUUCGAGAAAGCGCGGAACCAACUCACGCGGCAGAUGGACGAUGUGCCACCGCCGCCGGAAAGCACUGCAAGCAGCCGGCGAGGACGCAAGCGAAAGUCCACCGCUUCAUCACCGGUUCACGAGGAGCACAACGAGCAGCAACCUGAGCGCAAGCUGAAGCGCCCCCGAACUCGUUUGCACAUCGACAAUGGAAGAGGAGAAUCGUCUGCCGCGGCAGCCCGUCGCAACACAGUCACCCACGAAGGCGGCCACGAGCCAGCCACAUCACCACCAGCGGGCGAGCCAUCAACGGCUCCCGGCUUUCUUGCUUCGCUGCUGCAGGAGGUCGAGGUCGAUCGGUUCGCGGAGCGCGACAAGGAGAUCGCCGCCCCACAGCCCAAGCGCAUCAUUGUGGAGCGGGCUUGCUCGCCCCAGCACUCGUCUCCCGGCCUUUCCCCGGUUUACCAGCAACCUCAUGCUGGCAUGACCACACCACCGCCUCUAAACCUCACACGCCCCCAGUCGCCUGUGGAACAAGACCAAGGUUCACCAACAUAUUCUCCGUACUCGCCGGCCGAUGACGAGCGCGUCGGUCGUCGCCGGCUGACGCAUCACACUGCUGGUCUCAGCAGCCCACCCCGAUCUAAGGACUCAUCACCCUCUCGACCACCGACGCUAUCCUACUCGACGAAAGCUGAACUUCAGCGUAUGGUCACUGCUGUGCUGAAGCCACUGUAUCUGAAGAAGGAUGUGACAAAGGAGGAAUACACCGACAUCAACCGUGACGUCUCUCGUCUGCUUUACGAGAAGGUUGGUGAUGCUGGUGCUGCCGCCUUAGCCGACCAGGAGACACGAGAGAAGUGGCAGCGCAUGGCCGGUGAUGAGGUCGAUAACGCCAUCAAAGGCUUGCGGACUGCUGUCGCAUUAUCACCGGCGGCUGAGGACUCUGCCUCGUCUUCAUCGUGAUGACACACUGUACUUUCCUUGCUCUUUUAGCUUUGGGUAAUGGCGUAAAGGUGACAUUGAGAUACCAUGGGAUAAGGCGUUAUUAUACCGUAGAUAAUGUUUUACCAGGACUGAAGAUGAAGUAAGGUGUCAAACAGCUCGAGAGCUCACGAGCUCAUUCAUAACCUUAUCCCCUCGAUACCUACCGGUGCCGCGAGAGUAUGACUUCCACCCUGGCUGCAAGGCGUUGCCAAGGCCCCAGGCGGCACAACAGAGCCUGCUCACAGCGACCUUGAAUGACAGGAAAGCGGGGAUUCUGCUUUCUGAUCUCCCGCCGCUUUUCGUAGACAUUAUCAGAUGUGCACUUUUACUCAACAUCUGGUUUAUCUAGAUUGACCGAGUAUGUAUCAUACAGGAUGACAGAGCAGAUUAGAGUGCGCAGGCCCCAAAGAUGGGCCAAUACUGUGGCACUGUCACCCUUUGCACUAAUGCAGCAGCGGC